Menidia menidia (Atlantic silverside) is the source of this 6254-nucleotide messenger RNA. NCBI's taxonomy places the organism in Eukaryota, Metazoa, Chordata, Actinopteri, Atheriniformes, Atherinopsidae. The record is from the annotation of a GenBank genome assembly.
GUAGGAGGAGGGGGAGGAGGAGGAGGAGGAGUAGAAGAAGAAGCAGACGAAGAAGACACUCUUCACGACCUGUAAUACGGCAUGUCGAAAAACAGCUGAACAAGAUGCGGCAGUAGUGAGCCUUAUCUGUUAUUUUGUUGUUAAUAAAGGGAAACUGUCACAUCAGGCAUUUACCUAGUAAGUCCAAAGCAAUCGCUGGCUUUCGCUUUAGAAGAGGGAUCAAUUUGGAUACGCCUUUUCCUGAAACGCAUUCGUAAAUCAGGAGAAAAAUCCAGCUACUUGGCGUGUUUUCCUCUAUGAAAGAAGAAACUACAGUAACCGCAUUUUGUUACAGAGGGUUUGUCAAGCGAUCCUGUCCCCAAAAAAGCGAUGCUGGUCACCGUUUUCUGCGCGCCGAGGGAUCGUCCUGAAACUACAUUUGCCCUCGAUGUGUCCCCGGAGUUGGAAUUGAGAGACUUUGUUGCACUUUGUGAAUUGGAGUCAGGAAUCCCUGCUGGGGAAAUCCAGAUCACUUAUGUAGAACAGCCCCUAAAAGACCCCACACGUGCCUUGGGGACCUAUGGUGUGAAGGAUGGGGACGUGGUGGUGCUCCGACAAGCCGAGCGAAGGCCACCACCGACUCAGCCAGCUUUCCCAGGUCUGCCCCGCAUUGACUUUCGUUCCAUCACAGUCCCCGGCACCUCUCCCUCAACCAGUCAGCGUGGUGCCGUAAGGCCGCCGCCACCGCCGCCGCAGCAGCAGCAGCAGCAGCAGGCUCCACAGCAGCAGGCUCCGCAGCAGCCCAGCGCCACACAGCCUUCCACGCCAGCGGCCUUUCAUGGCUCCUCUUCCCAGGGCCUGGACGACCCCGCCUUACUUCAGCAGAUGCUGUUAUCAAAUCCACACGAGCUCUCGCUCCUCAAGGAGCGAAACCCUCCGCUGGCCGAGGCCCUGCUGAGCGGAGAUUUAGAGCGUUUCACCAAAGUGCUGCUGGAGCAACAGCAGGAUCGAGCAAAAAGGGAGCGAGAGAGAAUUAGACUCCUGACCGCUGAUCCUUUCGAUCUGGAAGCCCAAGCAAAGAUAGAAGAGGACAUUAGGCAGCACAACGUAGAAGAAAACAUGACCAUAGCUAUGGAGGAGGCCCCUGAGAGCUUUGGUCAGGUGGUUAUGCUUUACAUUAACUGCAAAGUCAAUGGCCACCCCGUGAAAGCAUUUGUUGACUCAGGAGCCCAGAUGACUAUCAUGAGCCAAGCGUGUGCAGAGCGCUGUAACAUUAUGCGCCUGGUGGAUCGACGCUGGGCCGGCAUCGCCAAAGGAGUGGGCACUCAGAAGAUCAUUGGGAGAGUUCAUUUGGCUCAAGUCCAAAUCGAGGGGGAUUUUCUUCCUUGUUCUUUCUCCAUCUUGGAAGACCAGCCAAUGGACAUGCUGCUUGGCCUGGACAUGCUGAAGAGACACCAGUGCUCCAUCGACCUAAAGAAGAACGUGCUGGUCAUCGGCACCACAGGCACCGAAACGCGCUUCCUGUCGGAGGCGGAGCUGCCUGAGUGUGCCCGGCUGGCGUACGGAGCAGAGGGGCGUGAAGAUGCCCGUCCCGAGGAGAUGGCCGACAGAGAGCUGGCAGAGGCGCUUCAGAGGUCCAUACAGGAGAGCGGACAGCACUGAUGCAUUUGGAGACAGCUGGAGAAGGCCCUACCAACCAGACACUGCAGAUGGACAAACUACCUCACCGAAACUCCCACCAUUUACAUUACCCAGAACCUUACACCAAACGUCCUCGCCCGACUCUCCUCCCCAAAGCCAACCCCAGAACCCCAUCCUGGAUCGCUCCCAGUCUGCGCCGGCCACUUUGGAGCAAGUAACAAGAGCGAGGCAACGCCAGGGUCAGCCUGGCCUCCCGGAGCUUCCUCGGCCUUCGUCCCCCGCGGGGGAGGCCCGUCCACCUCAGAGUGCCCUCGCUCACCCUCUGCCCGGCUAUAACACCUCGGAUGUGCUCUCUGCGCCCGGUCCCUCAACAGAUGUUCCCCGCGCACGUUCCCCUCUUCCAGACGUGUCCUCGGCAUCCCAGGAUCCAGGGGGUGAUGUCCAGCCUGGAGCCGCAGAGAGGGAUGCUGGGUCAGACAGAGCUCAGGGGAGCUCUGCGCGCACCUCGUCAGAGGAGCUUCCCCCCGCUCAGCCCAUGGAGCAGGAGUUCACCGAGUCUAUAGCCGACGCCACAGAGGCCUGUCCCGCGGCUCCCGGCCAACCCGGCUCCGUCGAAAUGGAGUCUCCCUCUGCCUGUUGCAGCGCCGGGUCCUCUGAGAAGGACCAGCCUGACGGGGACCGGCGCUCCAGCUCGGACAACAUCCCCUCGCUGGCGGCUGCUUUGAUGGAGCUGCAUGAGCUGCUGGUGUCCAGCAACCACGCUCAGCCGCAGAGCCGCAGCGCCUCCUGCUCCCCGUCGUGCCCCCCCCAGCAGCAGCAAGACUCCGACUGCGAAUCCCGCACUCCAACACCCGAAAACAGCCAGCCCGCCCGCCCCGCUUCCAUCAAAGCCGGUGCAGAAACCAGCGACGCCAAAGCCAACUAUGCGGCCGCCGCGUCUGACCAGGAGCCGGCCCAGUUUCUUGUGUCUGACCUCUCUGGUCGGGAUGAGUAUCCAGGAGGAGGUCCGGCAGAAACCGCGGAGAGACGAGGACCAUCGCAGUGCCCAGAUGUUUCUGAGGGGAGAGGGGAAGGUGAACGGAGUCUCAACGAGACCCUUAAGGUCAGCGUUUCUCAGCCUGAGACAGAGGCCCCCCCUGAGUGUCCUGUCAGGGACCUUGAGUUCAGGGAGCAGCCCGAGGGCCAGCGUGGGGGAGGGGCUGCGGAUGGACAGGCUCCUGUCUCCAACACCAGGGACGGUCUCCUCACUCGCCACCCUCUCCUCGGCCCUUCGUCGGCAGCAGAGGGCUCACCAGACGGGGUCUCAAGCUCCUCGUCCUCCUCUGCUCCGGCCCCUCUUCCUCUCCCUCCGCAUCCCUUUAUUGAACAGUUUCCGGCUGAGCACAUCCAGAGAAUCCAGGCAGCGGGUUUUUCUGCCAGGGAGGCUGUGGAGGCGCUGGAGCAGGCCCACGGGGUGGUGGAGAUCGCUCUGCUGGCUCUUCUGGCCCGCAGCAUCACUGUGCCCACCUAGACUCACAAGCGAUCAUGCAAGUCUCCGGCUUCUGAGCUCAGCAUCUGUCUUAUUUAUACCUUGUUACUGAUCCAGAUGUCUUAGUUCCAUUGCAGACGGGAGUGCGGUAAAACCCCAGAGAUUUGUCACUGAGAAUGUCCAAGAACACACAGGACGACUGGGAAUACUUUUCUGACUAUAACAGAUACGUGAGGUGUGUUUGCAUGCAGAUGUUUCAGGUGCCCACCUGUUUCAUUGGAUUUUGUUGUUUUUUUUUCUUUUUAGCAAAUUGAUACCAUAGAUUUAUCGUCUUCUCAUUUUGUUGCCCAACAUUGACUUAUUCAAUGCAAAUUUCCAGAUUGAUUCUCAAACCAUUUAGUAUGAUAAUUUUACAAUUCUCACGCCAGUGACGCCACAUUGAGUAGUGUGAUUCCUACUCAGAUGGAGGCGUCCGAGGCAACUGGCUACUAAUUUAUAAUGCUGAUCAUUAAGCCCUCCAAUCAGAGCCCCACAGUCAAGAAAAAAAUAACAAAAAUACCCCAUCGUUUGAGAACUGCUGCAGUUGAAUUCAUUUUCCGAGCAGGUUUACAGUUUCUCCACGGCUUAGUGAAACCCCCAAAAUUCAAUCGUUGUUGCUCUUGAAGCGUGCCAGUGGGGGGUGGCAGUUGUCUGACUCUGUAACGCAGAUGGCGUCUUGUACUGUGCGAGUCAUUUUCCACAGUUUGAAGGCUUUGCCAUGUGUAGAUAACUAAAGCGUUUGUAGCUCCUGUUCAGAAACCUAUUUACUUUGUGUCAAAACAUCGCUGUGUGUCCAAACUUGAAAACACUCAUUUUCAGUUUGAGUGUGGCCAUUCACGGAAGUCAAAUUUCGUUAUGACAUCCCACGUCGAGGCUUUUAAUGGCUUUAUUUGAGUCACACCAACAAUUUUCAGGCAGAUUGAAUUAUUUACUUUUAUCUUAUAUUGAAUUUUAAAUUGCAAAAUAAAAUUGAACUAGUAUUUGUAUAAUUUCUGUGAGUGUCUUUCUUUUUAACAGCAGAAAUGUCAAGCUUUACUGAAAUGCUGUUCAUACGCACCAUGGGAAGCUUUGGAUGAAUAAACAAGUAGCCAAAACCUUGCUUCUCUGCUUGGUAAAAAAAAAUCCACCAAACUGGUUUUCCACCAUGUCUGAUUAAACAGGAAGACAAAUCACACCUGCGUCUAGUUUUUGUGAUUAAGCCCAGACUGAAUGUUCUGCGCACUAAUUAGUCUGCGAGGAUCUUUUUCUUUUUUUUUUAGGCAGGAGAAGAAUGCACCCACAGUUUUGAUGCCUACAACCAGACUGAAUCAGUAUGGCACAUUUCAGUUUCACAGAUGAGAACAGUCAUUUUUUGAGAAGUGGUAUUGACUCUAAAUUGCAGUCCUUCUUUGGAAAUGACCAUGGUGUGAACAGUUGUGAGUCAGAAAGGCCAACCAUGAAGCCCGGUGAACAGAUUUGUUCAGGGUUUUCUCAUCUGGAGAACGGCCUCGAUGAGAGCAGCAACUCCAUGAACCAGCUUGAGGAGGAUUACAGUCUCCCCUUAGACAUCUCCUCAGCUCUGAAGUCGCUGACAGCAGCGGGUGUUUGGGACUUGAAAUUACACCUGCCGGCACGGUUUUCUGCUCCCGGACUCCAGGAAGACCACUCAGCUGCGUCCCCUCCGGAUCAUCGGGAUAAGAGUCGCAAAAUGGAUCAGGACCCGUUUGAGGAAGAAACGCCGCUCGUGUCAUUCCAGUCAAAGUUCAUACGUUCUAUCCCACUGUAUCAGGACUACUGUCUGCGGGCUGUGAGAGAUGAUCUGCGCCGACUCAAAGACGGUUGCGUGUCCGAACUGAUAAAUCUCAAACAUCUUCAAACCGCGCAGUCCCCGCUGAGCCCCUGCCGGCAUUCCGGGGUCUCAUCGCCUCAGCAAAAGUCUCCUGGCGUAACUCGAUCCUCACCUCUGCCUCAACCAGUUCGGGUGACUUCCUGUAAUCUCUGGCGAGAUUUGGAGGAGGUGAAGGCCUCUGGCCUGCUCAGCAGUUUAACGGCCAGAGAGAUCCGCCUUCAGGAGUCCAUGCUUGAGCUGAUAGGCUCUGAAGCCUCUUACCUCAAGAGCCUUGGAGUGCUGGUCAACCAUUUUUAUGCAUCCAAGGCUUUAAAAAUUCUGUCCAAAAUGGAGCAUCGUGUUUUGUUUUCCAACAUUCACCACAUAAGAACGGCCAGUGAGAGAUUUCUCAUGGAUCUGGAAACUCGACUAGGGGAGAGUUUGCUAAUCUCUCAGGUCGGUGACGUUGUGCUAAAGCACUGCAGAGAUUUCCGUUGCCUCUAUGUGCCGUAUGUGACCAACAUGAGGUACCAAGAAUCUCUCGUCAACCAGCUGCUGCAGCAGAACAGAGACUUUCUGCACACAGUGAAGACACUUGAGAGUGACCCGGUGUGUCACAGGCAGACACUCAAGUCAUUCCUGGUCUUACCCUUCCAGAGAAUAACCCGCAUCAAGCUUCUGCUGGAGAGCAUCUUGAAACAAACCGAGUCGAAAUCUGCAUCAAAUCUUGAAAAGGCAAUUGGCGCCAUGCACGAGAUUCUAACAGCAUGUGAUGAAGUGGUCAGAAAAAUUAAACGGAUUGAGGAGUUGGUCUGCCUGGAAAUGCUACUGGAUUUUGCCAACGUUAAAAUGGUUCCUCUGAUCGUAAGCACACGUUUUCUCGUCCUCCAAGGACCCAUGAAACAGCUGACUAUGGAGAGCACUUACAACUCAAGAAUGUCAUUCAUGAGCAUCCAUCUCCACCUCUUUAAUGACCUUUUAGUGGUCUCCUCUAAACAGAACCAGCGGUUCGAGGUGAUGGAUUACGCUACCUUCCCUACACAUGUGACCGUUAAGCAUCUGAAGACGGAAGUCCUGGGAAUUCCUCCAGAAUCCUUUCUGCUGCAUCUGUCUGAGAGUCAGACGGGCCGUCCCACCGCCAUAAUACUUGUGGCGCUCACAGGGUCGGAUAAAGAGCUAUGGAUGAGGGCACUGAGAGGCGCAUGAAGUGAGCAUCCCUCAUCUGCCUUGAUGGAUGUUCGUGUGUACUUUCCUCUUUGACAGUCAUCCUGUCUUUUAAACAACCACUGGCACUACUAUUGGAAGUAUUUUGAUUACAAU